GGGCGGGAAGCCGCCCACCCCCACCCCAGGCGCACACCGGUUGCACCUGAGCAGCUCUGUUCCCCCCCCCCCCCACCACCCCAUUGCCGCCGCAGCCCUUCCUCGGGGUCUGCCUGCACGGCCGGGGGAGUGGGCAGAGAGUGACCAUGCGAGAGAGAGGGAAGGUUUAACCCCUUCGCCUCCCCCCUCCACUCAUGAAUUAACUCCCAAGGGGGGGAGCAGCAGAGCCCGAGGACAGAAGGAGCCGGGCAUCCCUCGUCUGCCUCAGAGGCGAGCCAGCAGCAGCAGCACCCGGCUGGGAGCGAUGCCUCUGAGGCUCGGCUGGCUUUGGUGGGGAGGGCUGCUGUGCAGCUGCUGCUGCUCCCCGCCGCCGCCCGUGCUGCCCCUGCUGCCUGCCGGGGGGGCGCUGCUGGCGGACAGCAGCAGGGAGAAGCCGCAGGCUCCAGCCGCCUCCUCGCCUGGAUUCCUCUACCGGCGCCUAAAGUCGCACGAGAAGCGGGAGAUGCAGAAGGAGAUCCUGUCCGUGCUGGGGCUGCCGCACCGGCCCCGGCCGCUGCACGGGCUGCAGCCGCGGCCGCUUCCUCCCCAGCAGCAGCAGCAGCUGCCUCCGCCGGACAGGCUCAACUCGGCUCCUCUCUUCAUGCUGGAUCUGUACAAUGCCCUGUCCAGCGAGGAGGAGCAGGGGCCGGGGGCAGAGCGCCGCCGCCUGCAGCGCCCCACCGCUCACACCCUGCAGCGCAAGACCCUCAUCGCCCAGCCGGGACCCAGCGGCGGCUCCCCCUCGGCCAGCUCGCAGGACAGCGCCUUCCUCAACGACGCGGACAUGGUCAUGAGCUUUGUGAACCUGGUUGAAUAUGACAAGGAGUUCACACCUCACCAACGACACCACAAAGAGUUCAAGUUUAACUUGUCUCAGAUCCCAGAGGGGGAGGCUGUUACUGCUGCAGAAUUCCGAAUCUACAAGGACUGUGUCAUGGGGAGUUUUAAAAAUCAAACCUUUCUUAUCAGCAUCUAUCAAGUCCUGCAAGAACAUCAGAACAGAGAUUCUGAUCUUUUUUUGCUGGAUACCAGAGCAGUGUGGGCCUCAGAAGAAGGCUGGCUGGAGUUUGACAUCACUGCCACCAGUAACAUGUGGGUGAUGAACCCUCAGCACAACAUGGGGCUCCAGCUGAGUGUGGUGACCAGGGAUGGUCUCAGUGUAAACCCUAGAGCAGCAGGCCUGAUAGGCCGAAAUGGCCCUUAUGACAAGCAGCCUUUCAUGGUGGCCUUUUUCAAAGUGAGUGAGGUUCAUGUUCGGACCACUCGGUCAGCCACAAGCAGGCGCAGGCAGCAGAAUCGAAACCGCUCUUCUCAGUCUCAAGAUGUUUCCAGGGUAUCUAGUAUUGCAGAUUACAACAGCAGUGACCUAAAAACAGCUUGCCGAAAGCAUGAACUUUUCGUUAGCUUCCAAGAUUUGGGAUGGCAGGAUUGGAUAAUUGCACCAAAAGGCUAUGCAGCAAACUACUGUGAUGGAGAAUGUUCUUUCCCACUCAAUGCACACAUGAAUGCCACCAAUCAUGCCAUUGUACAAACUUUGGUUCAUCUUAUGAAUCCCGAAUACGUUCCCAAACCCUGUUGUGCACCUACCAAACUAAAUGCCAUAUCAGUUCUUUACUUUGAUGAUAACUCCAAUGUCAUUUUAAAAAAAUAUAGGAAUAUGGUAGUAAGAGCAUGUGGAUGUCACUGA
Messenger RNA from Gopherus flavomarginatus (Mexican gopher tortoise), 1726 nucleotides. It is a transcript of the gene BMP6, whose product is annotated as bone morphogenetic protein 6. The transcript has 7 exons. Gene Ontology annotation, biological process: SMAD protein signal transduction. Gene Ontology annotation, molecular function: growth factor activity; cytokine activity. Gene Ontology annotation, cellular component: extracellular region. The record is from RefSeq and is a predicted model, not a curated record. NCBI's taxonomy places the organism in Eukaryota, Metazoa, Chordata, Testudines, Testudinidae. The coding region runs from base 305 to 1726 and encodes 473 amino acids.